AUGCAGGGUCAGCCAGUACUGGUGGAGACAGGGCCCCAGUUUGUGUACAGCUCCAGUCCAGGCCACCAACCAAUCCUGGUAUCUCAGCAACCAGGACCUCUUCAACCCGGCCCGCCUCAACCGUACACAUCCAUGCAACCGCCGGGGCAGCAACCACGCUACAUACAGCAGCAACAGCCGCCACCACAGAUUUUGCAUCAAGUGCAAGUACAACAGGGGCAGUAUCAUCAACAACAGCAGCAGCAGUUUCAUCAUCAACAGCAACAGCAAGAGUUUCAGCAGCCACAAAGGAUAGUCCAGCAAGCAGUACAAGAACUACCGAGGCCGGAAAGCCAGACUGAGACUCAGCCCCCUUAUCCAGGUCAGGUGUCAAGCUCAGGGGCCGACUACACCAAUAUGCCCCCUUAUCCCAGUCAGUUGUCCAUCUCUGGUGCAGAGCAUGCCCAAAUGCCCCCUUAUUUAGGUCAGGUGUCGAGCUCAGGGCCAGACAACACCCACAUGCCCCCACCACCACCACACAGCAUUGCCGGGGUGAAGAGGCAGUCCCCAGGCCUGUCCCCACUAGCUGCACCAGAACCCAGGAAGAAGUUGAAAGGUGCCCAAGAAGACGAGGAUGAUGACCAGGACGUGCCCUCGUCGAUGGCCAGUCAGGUGAAGGAGGUGAGGAAGUACUCGUUCAACCAGUACUCAGGGGGCCCCCAGCUCUACACUGCCCCCACCCCCACAGGACUUACGCAAUAUGGGGAAGGGGUGUCAGUGUCGGGGGCGGGAGAGUACUCUCAGUAUGGCGUGGCCCAGACUGGUCUGGGACCCGAGUACACGGGCUAUCAGGAACAACAGUACCAGAAUCAAGAGCAACAAAAUAGAUAUGGUGCAAGUCCCCAGCACAAUGUGUAUGGCAGCCAGGCAGGUGCGGGCCCAGGGUUCACACAGUUCAGCGCCGUCUCCAGUGCUGCCACUUACUCCACCAAUGUUAGCAGUCCCCACCCUCACCUCUCACAGUUCCCCCGCCCCCUCCCCCACCGCCUCUGUACGAGGACCCCAACAACGGGGGCGGGGCACUCAAGGGGCAGGGAUUUAAUCCCAAAGUUUGUACAGAUGGGUACUAAUGGUAGAGAGGAGCUUCUUAGCCAGCCACCUCCUCCCCCACCCAGAACUGGUUAUUGGUGA
Molecule: messenger RNA, 1170 nt
Organism: Dreissena polymorpha
Lineage: Eukaryota; Metazoa; Mollusca; Bivalvia; Myida; Dreissenidae
Product: alpha-protein kinase 1-like
Exons: 5
Coding region: 1-1170 (389 amino acids)
Source: RefSeq, a predicted model, not a curated record